UUCGUUUUAUAUUACCUCAAUUUGGUUUCAAGACUUCAUCCUCUCUCAACCGGCUCAACGUAGUCCUUAGCUAUAUAGGAAACUAAUCUGCCCCCUAAAUAUAAUGCCGAAAAAGACAUAAAACAGAGCUUUCUUCUCUAUGCUAAUAAACCCCUACAAAGCUUUCUUGCCUAAAACGUCACUAUCAACUAUAAAAAAAAAGUUUCCGCCUUCAUUAUUCUCGUCCUCUGCUUUUCCAGUUUGCUCCUUUGUACAUUUCUUCUGCCUUCUUACUCAACUCUUGCUUCAGGCUUCGUCUCUUUGUAGUUUUGAGGUAGUUGUGGAGACGAAAGAUCCCAGAAGGAAGACAUAUAUAUAAUCAUGAAGAUGUCAAGCGCAAGUGAUGGCAGCAGAGAAGUCAGGGAACCAUUGGUGGACAAGGAUAUGGCUGAAUCAAAACCGGAGCAGACGUGGAUGGUUUAUCUUAGCACCUUUGUUGCAGUUUGUGGUUCUUUUGCGUUUGGUUCUUGUGCUGGAUACUCCUCACCUGCUCAGGCUGCAAUUAGGAAUGAUCUUUCUCUGACUAUAGCUGAGUUUUCACUCUUUGGUUCUUUACUGACUUUUGGUGCAAUGAUUGGUGCUAUCACAAGUGGGCCUAUAGCUGAUUUAGUUGGAAGAAAAGGGGCGAUGAGAGUUUCUUCUGCGUUUUGUGUCGUCGGCUGGCUAGCAAUCUUCUUUGCCAAGGGAGUAGUGGCUCUGGAUCUUGGAAGACUGGCAACGGGUUAUGGAAUGGGAGCAUUCUCCUAUGUGGUACCAAUCUUUAUAGCAGAAAUUGCACCUAAAACAUUCCGAGGAGCUCUAACCACACUAAAUCAGAUUCUGAUCUGCACUGGAGUGUCAGUUUCCUUCAUCAUAGGCACAAUGGUUACAUGGAGAGUCUUAGCACUAAUAGGACUCAUCCCAUGUGCUGUCUCCAUUCUUGGCCUCUUUUGUAUCCCUGAGUCCCCAAGAUGGCUGGCAAAGAUGGGGCGUGAUACAGAGUUUGAAGCUGCACUGAGGAAGCUCCGUGGGAAGAAAGCUAAUAUAUCGGAAGAGGCAGCUGAGAUUCAGGAUUAUAUCGAAACUCUGGAGAGGCUUCCGAAAGCCAAGGCGCUGGAUUUGUUUCAGAGGAGAUACAUACGCUCUGUUUUUAUAGCAUUUGGGUUGAUGGUGUUUCAGCAGUUUGGAGGAAUCAACGGGAUAUGUUUCUACACAAGCUCUAUCUUUGAGCAAGCAGGUUUCCCCACAAGACUUGGGAUGAUAAUAUAUGCUGUUCUUCAGGUUGUAAUCACUGCGCUUAAUGCACCAAUAGUUGACAAAGCUGGAAGAAAGCCAUUGCUACUGGUUUCUGCAACAGGGUUAGUGAUAGGCUGUUUGAUCACAGCGGUCUCAUUCUAUCUCAAGGUUCAUGACAUGGCGCACAAAGCAGUCCCGAUCCUGGCUGUUGUUGGUAUAAUGGUGUACAUAGCAUCGUUUUCAGCUGGAAUGGGAGCAAUGCCGUGGGUCGUCAUGUCUGAGAUAUUUCCAAUAAAUAUAAAAGGAGUAGCAGGAGGCAUGGCGACGCUGGUGAACUGGUUUGGAGCAUGGGCUGUGUCUUACACUUUUAACUUCCUCAUGUCAUGGAGCUCUUAUGGAACUUUCGUCAUAUAUGCGGUGAUCAAUGCGCUGGCCAUUGUCUUUGUCAUCGCCGUGGUGCCUGAAACCAAAGGGAAGACAUUGGAGCAGAUACAAGCUGUGGUCAAUCCAUAGCUCAACUCCUUGAUAUUAAAUUCAUAUGGGACAUCAAGUAUCAAUUUUGAAUGCUUUUAAGACUCUUAUCUAAACUAUGGUUAUCAUUAAUUUCUUCUCAAUGAACACUUUGGACUUCAAA
This is a messenger RNA of Brassica napus (rape), 1888 nucleotides long. Its product is annotated as sugar transporter ERD6-like 7. Gene Ontology annotation, molecular function: sugar transmembrane transporter activity. The record is from RefSeq and is a predicted model, not a curated record. Gene Ontology annotation, cellular component: membrane. The transcript has 17 exons. Lineage: Eukaryota; Viridiplantae; Streptophyta; Magnoliopsida; Brassicales; Brassicaceae. Gene Ontology annotation, biological process: transmembrane transport; carbohydrate transport. Bases 361 to 1767 code for a protein of 468 amino acids.